GGCAAAACCAAUCCAUCAUGAACCAUGUAACGUAUGCUUCAAGUGAUGGAAAAACAACACCUGCAACACAGAAUCGAUUCUCUUCUUCUCUUUCUCUUUCUCCCCCACCACCAUCACCAUUUUCUUCUUCUCCAUUCCCCACUCUCACUUUCUCCCCUUUACGUUUCGAACCUCCAUUACAAUGCCAUCAUCAAAUUCUCACCUGACCUAAACCCACACCACUUCGAUUUCCCGAUUCUUCGUCCAAUCCCUAAUUCUUCGUUUAGGGAAGACGAUGAAUCGGAGCUUCAGGGCGCAGGAAUCGCAAAUGCAAGGUUCGUGGAAGCGCCAAUUGGGGCUUCUGAAACCGCCGUCUUCGCGCGUCAAGGACAAUGACGACGAGCUCGCCUUGUUCCUUGAGAUGAGGAGACGCGAGAACGAGCGCAACGGUGUUCUGCUCCGCGCCUCCAACCGCGAGCUUGCUGAUUCACCACCGUUAGGCUCUUCAAAUCAGGGCAAUUCUCCCUCUAUGAGCAUUUCAUCAUCUGGGCAAGGUCCUGUGCUUAAGACUGGUGUUGAUGAUUUUCUCAAUUUUGAAGAUGAUAAGAACGAUUAUGAAUGGCUUCUAACCCCCCCUGGGACUCCCCGCUUUCCUUCUUUGGAGAUGGAAACUCAAAAAACUGUUAAGAGUCAGCUUGAUGCUCCGACCACACGUCCGACAGCAUUAACAUCUAGAUUGGCAAAUCCUCCAUCAGAGCUUAUUGGAAGGAACAACUUGGUAUCUAAAAAACCAGCUUCCUCUCCUGGGAUGACCUCCUCAGGUGGUGGCACUAGGAGGCCCUCUUCAUCAGGGAAUCAAGGACCAAGACCUGCGACUCCUACUGGACGGCCUACAUUGACCACUGCUUCAAAAUCUAGACCAUCAACACCUACUUCACGAGCACCCGUUUCCUCAACUAGGACAAUGGUAUCCUCAACCAAGCCUGUGGUUUUUCCUACUAAGAGUAUGGUCACCAAAACUACUACAGUCCCUGCAGCUAAACCCACAGUUCCAUCUAGGUCCUCUACACCUAUGUCAAGAUCUGCUGCAAGAUCUUCAACGCCAACUAGCAGGCCUGCCUUACCUGCUUCCAGGUCCACAUCAAGGGCCUCAACUCCCUCUAGGCGACCAUCUACCCCAUCAAAUAUACCCACCGUAUCUGCUCCUUCAGUUAAGACUUCUUCAAUCCCCAAGCCAGCCCCUGCAGUGUCAAGGCAGCCAGUACCAUCACGUGGCACUUCACCUACAGUGGGAUCGAGAUCAUGGAAGCCAUCUGAGAUGCCUGGCUUUUCACUUGAUGCUCCACCCAAUUUGAGGACAACGAUUCCAGAAAGGUCACUUUCAACAACUAGGGGGAGACCGGGAGCACCUGCUUCAAGGUCUUCAUCUGUUGGGCCUGCUUCUGGUGGCAGACCAAAGCGGCAAUCAUGCUCUCCUUCAAGAGGGAGGUCUUCCAAUGGCAUUUCUCAUACAAGUGGUAGCUCUAUGCCUGCGGUUAACCGGGGUUACUCCAAAGUAAAUGACAAUGACAGUCCUGUUCUAAUGGGAACUAAAAUGGUCGAGAGGGUAAUAAAUAUGAGGAAACUACCACCUUCUCGACUGGAAGUCAAAAUUUAUCCCCAUAGUAAUCUGCCUGGCAAGCCAUCUUCAUCCCCAGACAACUCUGGUUUUGGAAGAUCACUCUCAAAGAAAUCCUUGGAUAUGGCUAUUAGGCAUAUGGAUAUAAGACAACGGGCUCCAGGAAAUUUACGGCGGCCAUUAAUGACUAACAUUCCAGCAUCUUCAAUGUAUAGUGUGCGGUCAAGUCCUCGGCAUAGCCAAACUGUCAGUUACUCAGGCUCACCUCAUGCCACUAGCAGUAAUGCUGGUUCUGAGGUGAGUGUAGACCAAAAUGGUCUUUGUAUCUAUAAUGAAACAGAUGAUGAUAUUGUCGGUGAGAGAGGUGAUCGAUCUCCUUCCAGUGUUCGAUACAGGUAAACAGCUCUCACUUUGGGGAAUCCUCUCCCACAUUUUAAUGGCACAACCCUUCUUGACCUGAGUUUCAACCAUAGUGGAUUUGCAUAUGGAGCUAACCAUGCUUCUUUUAUUGUAAAGUUUGUGGGAAAUGAUUCAACUGUGUGUAAUGGAAGGUAUUUGUAAUUUUAGGUUGAUCAACUAAAUGCUACAACUGUAACACUCCAUUCUUUUAAGUGGUUAUUUUACACGAAAAAAUGUAUUUUGUAAAGGUUAGGAAUGGAGUAGCAUUGUAUUUUCAGCCUCAACCUUGGUUUCCAAAAUCAACCUCAGCCUCAACCUUUACAUGACGAUACAGUUAUCUCCUUAUUUCUCAUCCAGAGAAAGAUAGUAGCAACAUUUUCCCCAUUCCUUUUAAGUAAAUACCUUAUAUGUGUUAAUAUUGUUGUGAUUCAUUAUUGGAAGAUUUGUUAAUAUAAACUUUCAAAUUGUGAUUUCA
Lotus japonicus is the source of this 2471-nucleotide messenger RNA. RefSeq lists its product as uncharacterized. The transcript has 5 exons. The coding region runs from base 275 to 1996 and encodes 573 amino acids. Gene Ontology annotation, biological process: cortical microtubule organization. The record is from RefSeq and is a predicted model, not a curated record. NCBI's taxonomy places the organism in Eukaryota, Viridiplantae, Streptophyta, Magnoliopsida, Fabales, Fabaceae. Gene Ontology annotation, cellular component: cortical microtubule.